This is a messenger RNA of Talpa occidentalis (Iberian mole), 675 nucleotides long. RefSeq names its product butyrophilin-like protein 1. NCBI's taxonomy places the organism in Eukaryota, Metazoa, Chordata, Mammalia, Eulipotyphla, Talpidae. Gene Ontology annotation, cellular component: external side of plasma membrane. The transcript has 2 exons. Gene Ontology annotation, molecular function: signaling receptor binding. The record is from RefSeq and is a predicted model, not a curated record. The annotation marks the transcript as partial. Gene Ontology annotation, biological process: T cell receptor signaling pathway; regulation of cytokine production.
AUGUCUGUGUUCACAGAGAAGUUCCAUGUGAUUGGCCCCUCAGACCCCAUUGUGGUAGAGCUGGGUGAGGAUGCCACAUUGUCCUGCUCCCUGGACCCAGUCAUGAGUGCAGAGAACAUGGAGUUGAGGUGGUUCCGCUCUGAUUUCUCAAAGUCAGUGUUCACCUAUCAAGACCGACAGGAGCAAAAUGAGGAACUGAUGGCCCAGUACAUAGGGCGGACCUCGCUGGUGGGGAAAUUCCUUAGUAAGGGUGUGGCUGCUGUGCGCAUCCACAAAGUCCAGGCUUUUGAUGAUGGGCUCUACACCUGCUUCUUCAGAGAUGGAGACUUCUAUGAGCAAGUUGGAUUGGAACUGCAGGUGGCAGGUGUGGGCUCUGCCCCCCAAGUUCACAUCUCGAGGCCAGAGGAGGAUGGGGUGCGCGUGGUGUGCACCACCUCAGGCUGGUUUCCAAAGCCCCAGGUACAGUGGAGAGACCCCCAUGGGGAGCAGUUCCAGAAGUUCUCCAAGGUCCAGGUCCAGGACACUGAGGGGCUGUUCAGCGUGGAGGCCGCUCUGGUGGUGAGAGACAGCUCUGCGGGGAAUGUGACCUGCUCCAUCCUCAACCCAGUCCUGGGCCAGGAGAAGGCCAUGGCCAUUGUCAUCCCAGGUCAGUGCUGCUCCCCCUCCCCACUCCCU